Hypoxylon trugodes is the source of this 2237-nucleotide messenger RNA. RefSeq names its product FAD-binding domain-containing protein. Bases 592 to 2145 code for a protein of 517 amino acids. The record is from RefSeq and is a predicted model, not a curated record. Lineage: Eukaryota; Fungi; Ascomycota; Sordariomycetes; Xylariales; Hypoxylaceae. Gene Ontology annotation, biological process: steroid metabolic process. Gene Ontology annotation, cellular component: cytoplasm; membrane. Gene Ontology annotation, molecular function: FAD binding; Delta24(24-1) sterol reductase activity. The transcript has a single exon.
UUCUCUUUGUUUGAUAUUUAUCAGCAUACUUAUGGUUUGAAUGCGUUGGCUAAUACGACCAAAGGUACUUUUUCGGUUUCACCGAAAUCUCUAGCCGCCACUGCCGCGGUUUUUAGUGCUAUCAGCAAUCUAUGGCCAUUUAUAGCCUUUGGUACACUCCUUAUAUGUCCCGUUUUUUUAACACUUGCGGGGUUCACUUAAGGCAUAUCAACCUGACGAUUCUAACGGGUUACAUGAGUUCUCAAGGGCUUUUGCGUCGUAUUUUUUCUACCAACCUUAGGACGCCAUUUCAGUCCCUUUUUAGGAAAUCUUUGACAAAAUAGAGAACGGUUUAUUGGGUGCUUUCAGUCAAAUUGAGUUAUAGGAGACUUAACAAAGAUGAAGAGUAUUCCCUGUACAUAUACCUAGACUGCAUGGUGUAUUUUUUUUACUAAAAUAUAGGGUGCUUACCAACUGCCGCCAGUUGCAGCCACCUGCGAGAUAAGAUGGCUUACAUCUUACAAACAACACGCCAUUUAGGAUUCCAAAAUAACAGUGAUAAACAUCUGAUGCGUUACUAUAUGCGGCUCAACGAACGCAUCAGUAGAGAAGAUGGAAGCCCAUCAUAACGCGGUAUCAUCAAUCUCUGAGCGAUUGCGGCAAUUCUACGCGCAACGCCAACCAUUCCGAGUCUACCAUGGUUCCACAAAUAGCACGCGUACCUCAGAGAAGAACCGCGACAACACAGUAGACACUAGCGGCCUCAACCGCGUUUUAUCAAUCGACAAUGUGAAGAAAACCGCGUUGGUCGAGCCCAACGUCCCAAUGGACGUCCUCCUCGACGCCGCCAUGCAGAACGGGCUAGUACCAUUGGUCGUCAUGGAAUUCCCGGGCAUCACCGUAGGCGGCGGCUUCAGCGGCUCAGCCGGUGAGAGUAGUUCAUGUCGCCAUGGACCGUUCGAUUCAACUGCCAAUUGGAUUGAAAUUGUUCUUCCAGAUGGAGAAAUCGCGAGAGCUUCUAAAACAGAGAAAAAUGAUCUCUUUUGGGGCGCCGCAUCGGGUUUCGGAACGAUUGGCGUUGUUACACUGCUGGAGAUUCAGCUUCGAGACGCCACAGCCGUCAUGGAACUCACGCAUUACCCCGCAGAUAAUGUCGCAGAGGCUUGCGGGAAAAUAAAGGAGGAGGUUGGGAACCCGGCUGUAGAGUAUGUCGAUGCGAUCGCGUUUUCUCCCAAGUCAGUCGUGGUCUGUUCCGGUCGUCUCGUCGACGCCGUACCCGCAGGUUCCAAGCUGCGACACUACCUGCGACGUCGAGAUCCUUGGUUCUACCUCGACGUCCAGAAAAGAGCAUCGAAGGCGAAGAAACCAGUUGUCGACUAUGUCCCAUUAGUCGACUACCUAUUCCGAUGGGAUCGCGGUGGAUUUUGGGUCGCUCGAUACGCCUACAGGUAUUUCUUCACGCCUUUUAAUCGGAUCACGCGUUAUGUGCCAGACUCAUACAUGCACGCCCGCGUAAUGUACCACGCGCUUCACAAGAGUCGACUCUCGGAUACUUAUAUAAUCCAAGACGUCGGUGUUCCCUACGACGCCGUUGAUGAAUUUAGCCGGUGGGUAGACCAGACACUGAACAUCUACCCCAUCUGGCUAUGUCCACUCCGAGUACGCCGCGACGCGCCCGACUCGGCACAUGGUCUACACGCAGACUUCGCCGACCCCAAUACUCCAGAAUACAUGCUCAACUUUGGAAUUUGGGGACCCGGACCUAGCGAUUACAAGGAAUUGGUGCGCCUGAACCGUGAAAUCGAGCAUAAGGUACAUGAGCUAGGAGGAAAGAAGACGCUGUAUGCGCAAGCUUAUUAUACCGAGGAGGAGUUCUGGCAGUCCUAUAAUCGGCCUGCGUAUGAUGCCGUUCGCACCAAGUACCAUGCAUCCCAUCUCCCAAGCGUGUACGACAAGGUCAAGGUCGAUGAAAACGCGAAGAGCAAGGUCAUGGAGAAUUCGAGAAUGCCGAAGGCUCUCCGGAAUACCCGACCAUUUCAAGGGUUGUAUGGUGUAUAUAAGGCAUGGCGCGGCGGCGAUUACCUGCUUCAAUCGAUAGCGAAGCAGAGCAAGUCAAACGCUGCCAAGCCGUCGUCGAAACAAGAUUCGCAGGAAGUAUUACAAUGAGUAGAAAGACACGGGUAACGUUCCUACCUACAUAAUUAUGUGAUAUGGUGUCACUACUGGGGACAAGUGUACGUUAGACAACUUUGCUGUAU